Molecule: messenger RNA, 1014 nt
Organism: Galendromus occidentalis (western predatory mite)
Lineage: Eukaryota; Metazoa; Arthropoda; Arachnida; Mesostigmata; Phytoseiidae
Exons: 1
Coding region: 1-1014 (337 amino acids)
Source: RefSeq, a predicted model, not a curated record
AUGGCGUCGACUUCCGGAAUUAGGAGUCAAAGAGGCCAGAGUAAACUGGCACAUGAUGGCCACCUCUACGUCAAAGCCUACGCUUCGAAGAGCGACACACAGUCGUGGCGCUGUAUGUAUGAAAAUUCAUCGAUUGGCUGUAAGGCCAAAGCUUACACCCUGAUCAGUACGGGGGAAGUUGUCAGACUUGUUGGCGUGCACUCAGAUCCGCCGGAUCCCUCGGGCAUCGAGGUGGCACGGAUUACCCCUGCCAUAAAACGGCGCCGCGAAGAAACCAACGAGACACCGUCUUCGUUGGUGAACUCUAGUCUGGUGUCAGCAACGACGGCGACGCUCGGACAGAUGACCCAGCCCCGCACAAACACUAGGAUGAUCAACCGGCACCGUAAUUCCCGAUCAGCGGCGCCAGCGAAUCCGGACUCCCGCGGCUCCAUCAACAUACCCGAGCAGUACCGCACCUAUGAGAGCGAGCCGGGCGUGUUCGAGAACUUUCUAGUGGCGGACAGCGGCGUCGGAGAUCCGAAUCGGAUCCUCAUAUUUGGCAGAGAGUCCGUGAGCUCCUGGAUCGGUUUCGUCGACAAAUUGUACGUCGACGGCACCUUCAGUCUCACUCCACCGCAAUUCUCGCAGGUUUUUAUCGAUUCCAAAUCAUCAGGAUACCUUCUCAGACAAAACUCGUUCCUUGAGCGGAUAGUGAUGCAAGCUUCAAUCAUUCAGGUUUUCGCGGUACUCGCUGAGCGGGUGGAGUGCGUUGGUCCUGUCACAUACGCUUUGCUUCUGGAUAAAGCAGCCGACUCGUAUAUCCAGAUGCUGAAUCUUUCGAAGCUGGCAGGGCCAGCCCUCACUCCCGCAAGCGUUGUGAUGGACUACGAACGAGCAAUGACGAAGGCAGUACGGGAAUGUUUCCCGCCGGAAACAAGCAUUCACGGAUGCUUUUUCCAUUUAGUGGAAAACAUCAAGCUCCGCAUGAGGGUCUGUGGAGUCGCUACAAGACGGACGACGACUUUGCGCUGA